AUGGGCCAAAGGCCAGCACAGCGCAAAGCACGGACUCAGUGUCAGCAUGGGGCUGGUGCUGCCUGCAAUAGUGGGAAUCACCAACGUGAGUUGAAUUUUGGACUUGACAUUGCUAUUGCAGCAGCAGCGGUGGCGGUGGCGGUGGUGCUGACAUUGGGACAGCAGUGUCGGGACAGCGGUGGCAGCAAGAGCUGCAGGACUGGCAGGGGGCAAGACACCAUGGCCCCUGCUCUGCGCCUCUUCCUCCUGCUCCUCCUGGCAGUGGCCCUGACUGCCAGGGCUGCCCAGGCAGCUCCGUGGCAAGCAAAGGCAGCAGAUGAGCAUGAUAGGAAGCAUCCUCAAGCACCCUGGCUUCAUGAAGAUUUCCUACCUCUGGAGCCUCCUGCAGGUGUGCCUGUUGGGAAGACUCUGCAAGGUCCUUUGCUGGUUGCUUUAGGCAAGCCCAGCUCCCCUGUAACAGAUGAGCAUGCUGGGAAAGCUUCUCCAACACCCUGGCAUCAUGAAGAUUUGCUACCUCUGGAGCAUCCUGCAGGUCUGUCUGCAGAGAAGACUGUGCAAGGUCCUUUGCUGGUUGCUUCAGGCAAGCCCAGUUCCCAUCACAGGGGUCCACCAAGAGGGAGGAACAAACCUUCAGAUUCGUUCCUGAAGACAUCCAAAACACUCAAAAAUAUCCUGAGUCAACUAGAGAGACUCCGUGAGCGGCACAGCACAGAGGAAUUGUCCCCUGCAGUCUCAGGGGUUCGGGUACUGAGCAGCCCCGUGCCAAGGGGUGCAAGGUGCCUGCAGGCCCCAGCUGUGCGGGAAACAGAGAACGUCCUGGCCAAAUCCACCGUGCUGCCAGCUCAGCGGUGGAGCACAGCACGGCCUCACACUCCCCUUUGCCCCCACAGAUGCAGUCGGCGUCUCAAAACAUGA
This is a messenger RNA of Ficedula albicollis (Collared flycatcher), 915 nucleotides long. RefSeq lists its product as uncharacterized. NCBI's taxonomy places the organism in Eukaryota, Metazoa, Chordata, Aves, Passeriformes, Muscicapidae. The coding region runs from base 1 to 915 and encodes 304 amino acids. The transcript has 8 exons. The record is from RefSeq and is a predicted model, not a curated record.